Rhopalosiphum maidis (corn leaf aphid) is the source of this 7291-nucleotide messenger RNA. RefSeq lists its product as uncharacterized. Lineage: Eukaryota; Metazoa; Arthropoda; Insecta; Hemiptera; Aphididae. The transcript has 6 exons. Bases 375 to 1637 code for a protein of 420 amino acids. The record is from RefSeq and is a predicted model, not a curated record.
GUAUACCCGGAACUUUUCACCUCCGCCAGAUACGUCCGAAUAGCACACGGCCAGUAACCGUCCCUCGAAAUACUACGCGCCCGGCGUUUCGGUGCACGAUAACGUGUGCGCGCGUACCGAAUCGGUCGCACUAUAUUAUUAUUAUUAUUAUUAUCAUCGUCGUCGUCGUGAUAUUAUAAGGUCUCGAUUUUUUUUGUUUUUAUUUUUUUUUUGUGCCCCGUCCCUCGGCCGUCGAAAUAAUCAUCGCCACACCAAUAACGUCGUUAUAAACUGUAUUGUACGCGUGCGUUGUGUGAUCCGCAUCACUGUUAUGGUGUUUACGCGACACGGGCCACGUUCCAGAGGACCAAACAUUACAGAAGUCGACGAGAAAAAUGAACACCACGGAAACGGCGCUUGAACACACCGAUGUACCCGUAGAGGCGGACUGGGCCCUGGCGGACCUUCCGAACAGCAUCAACGCCACUGGACUCCUGGCCGAAGACUUGGAGGAAUACGGAGGUUUGACAGAAGUACAAACAUUAAUUUUAGCAUGCGUGGCCACAGUCAUACCUCUGUUUUUAGGGCUAUUGCUCGUUCUCGGCGUGAGAAUGGUGUGGAAAAAGUACAAAAAUCACAACACCAACAGCGGCUAUGACAACGACGGACUGCGCCGCGAAGACAGUUGCGAUGCCGUCAAGAGUUCGAGCUUCAUGCAGAGCGCCGAGGAGCUGAAGACCAGCGAAUCGCAGUAUUCCGUUCUGAUGCCAGAUGACGCGGCGGCGGCGUCGGCGGCGGUGUGUUGCUACGCCGCGGCGAACGGUGCUUCCGCGCCGCUGCCACCGCUGUUGUACAAUAGUCCGCCCAACAAUCGUUUUGGAGACACGAACAAAACGAACCUGAACGGGAGCAUUAUCACGUUGACGAUGAAAAACAACCAUCUGAUUGUGGAAACCGAGGAAAGAGUGCCGGGCGUUUGCAUGGCGUCGGCUGGCGAGGUGACGGCCGCCGCCGCUGCCGCCGCUGCCGCCGAGGCGGUCGCCAAAUCGAUAGACUACGAGUACGACGACGACGAGUUCGACAUGGAGGCCGAGAUGUUGCGUCGCGAGUUCCGGGAAGCGUCGCUGUUGGCCAACGGCGGCGGCCUGGCCGCACCCGUCGUCAACCCGGCCGUGCUCGAACCCAGCAGCCAGACCCAGGUGGACCUGACCGCGGACCGCCGGCCGACCGCGUCCGCGGCCGCGCAACCGCCGCCGCCGCCGCCGCAUCAGCUGCAGCUCGCGGCCGCCGACCACUCGAGCGGCGGUUCGUCGUCGGUGGACUCGCGCGUGGCCGAAAUGGCGUACGCUUACGGCAACCAGUCCGAGUACACCGUCGAGGACGUGGCCAGCAAACACGGCGGCAAGACGAUCGCCGCGGUCAAGUCGGCCGCGACUUCGACGACCGCGGCCGCCGUCAACAACAACAACAACAACAACAACGACGACGAGUAUCUGGUCGAACAGCGGUUGUUAGGAAACGGCGUGGACGGCUGCGGCGGUGCCGCCGGUAACCGCGACUCGUCCGAGUCGACACCGCCGAACGCCGAUAAUUGCUCACCGGGAGACCGCGGAGUGGCGACCGCCGCCGCCGCCGCCGCCGCCACCGUCUCCCAGUAAUAAACAUCUCCACUUACUAUUAUUAUGCGUGUGUGUGUGUGUGUGUGUGACUUUAGGUUUACGUUUGAGCAUAUUUUUAAAUUUCUUUUUUUUCUAACAACACCACUUUCGAUCGAAUAUAUUAUAGUCUCUUACGAUCUUAUUUCAGAACGAUAAAAGUGGCGCGAAACCGAACGGAAAACAAAUCGUCUGAAGUCGGUUGCAGUUUCCAAUUGAACGCGAACGAACGCGAUUGUGUAUUAUUGCGUGUCUUGUGCUUCGCGUCGCGGAGUAAAACGGACCGCACGUUUAUUUUUUUUCCCGUCCAAACCGAUCGACGUCUGUCCGUAGUAUCGAGCGAAAGAAUUCUGGCGACGUCAUUGUUUUAAGAUCGUAAUAAACCGCACGACUGGCCCUUUUUCAAACCGUCGACUCGGGGGGACGAUCAGAAAUUCUGACGUUAUGACCGUAUACGAACAUUGGCCAAAACCUGCACUGAUCGAUCUCAGAUCUUUUUACCCGUAACGGACGUACCUGAUAUCGAUUUGUUCGAUGUUUCGCGUCGACUCGGUUAUUAAUGUGUUAGCGGUCUGACGGCGAGAGACGUAAUGAUUUACUAUGACGAACAGUCCGGAUGUUCGCGUCGACAACGGAACCAAAAACAUUCUGGAAUGAUACGCAUUAACCGUUAUCCCGACUGCUGUCAUUUCGGUCGCAACGACGUGUAAGACUAUAGAGAGUGUGAUAUCAUCGCGGGUGUUCGAGAUUGCAUAUUGUGGUUAUUAUUAUUUCUCGAUUCAAUAACAUUAUAAAACGUUAACCGAUUUGUAGUGAAAACAAAACUGACGCGGUAGACUAAUAACAAAACCGAAAACUGCUUUUCCGCGUUGCGGCGGGCCUGCGCCGUUAUUACGGCGUAUCUGUGUAAAUAGUGUAUCGCAUGUGCUCCGAAACACUCGAUAAUAGUAUAAAAAUCGACAUGGCAUUUAUUCGCAUCGUACACGACAAUAAUAUCACAUGAAAACUAUAAUACGCGUGUGCCGGACGAUCCGCGAAAAAAGUUGUUUGCGUUUUACAACAACAGUAAUAAUAAUAAUAGUAAUAAUAAUCGGCAGAUGAAUGAUGGUGUUGAGUAAGCGCUAUUUAUACACGACGAUCGAUAAUGAACAUAUUGUAAUAUUUAAUGGUUAACCGAUUGAGCCAAACAAUAUGCAAAUGUAUAUUAUUAUGUCAAUAUAUUUCACCAAAGCAUAGGCACCUGUGUAAUUCGUAUAUAAUCAUAUUAUUACGUUACGCAAACGACCCUACGGCGUUCAAAAUAAACAUUUCACGAUUGGUAAAAAGCGACCAAUUAUUAUGACCGCGAUUUUCCGCCAUCGGGGGUUAGUUGUUUUUGUAAAAAUUAUAAUAUUAAUAUUUACCAGUGUCUGGUGUUUAUCAGUAAUUCGGUCGGUUAGUUUAAUGGCGGAAAAUACACUAAAAUCAAUACGAAUUAUUUACAACAUUCUGCGUCGCAUAACUGAUUUUACGAUUUAAUAUUUUCAAUUCAUAAUACGUGAUACGCGGCAUAAUUCGAAAUCCAUAUAAUCGAGAGUUAUGCGAGUUACGAUUGCAAUUAAGUAUUAUGAUAUUGCUGCGACGUCGGCGUAUAAUAUUUACCGAUUGUCUAAUAUUACAAUUGUAAAAAGCGUUUGUGAAAAUCGUUACAUACUGUACUGGGAAAAAUAUUAACUAGAAAGUAUUUUAACAAAAUCAAAAGUUUGUUUCUGAAAGACAAACGUCAUAAAUCUGUCGUGUUUAUUCUAGAAGUACAACGUAUCAAAGAAAAAUGUACACUUACUUCCUUUUGAUUAUUUAUUUCCGGCGCCUUUUUCAUCGUGUCUAUUAUUAUUAUUUUAUAGUUUCCGUUGUUUAACUUUUGUGACGUGCCUGCGAUCCGUAAAAGCAAUUUAAGUCAGAAGUACAUGAAUACAUAAUAUGUUGAUCGCAAAAUUCGUCAAGAGUUGUUUUUGGCGAAUUACAAAUACCCUCGAGUUCGACGUGUAUAUAACUCGUGUAAAUAAAUCUAAACACGUCCGAAUACACAAUCGUGUAGUGUAAUAUGUACUGUUUAUCUCAAAACUUAAUUUAGUCAGUUGUAUAAUAUACGUAAUGAUAUAAUAAUAUAAUAAAUAUAUAAAUGUCUAUGCCAAGUGUUCUAGUUCCUAUAUAAUGUAAUAUAACUAAUAAUAUUACAAUUUCAGAGACUCGUUAUUAUAAUACAUAUAUAGUAUAUGCCUACGUUGAUAGAUUAAUCUGAUGGCCAUUUAUUUAUUGAUAGUAUUAUAUUGAUUGUAUCUAUAUGUAUGUUUAUAGUAUAUUAGUACUCGGCCAGAAAUACGCGUGUCGAUCUUGUGAUUACUGUGAUAAGGACUCGUUUCUAUUGAAAAACUGUUAUUAAACUGUAUUUAAGCGACAGUGACCCGUUGAUUGCUAAUUCAAAUCGUUCGAGGUAUACACGAUAUACUGAUAUAUUAUAAAUUAUAAUAAUACGACAUCAGAAUAAAUAAUUCACUAAAAUAAGUUACACGCAAAGUAUGAAAUCGAACGUCGUACGCACAGUGAAUAAGCUGAGAUUGGGUCCCAUCACUGUAAAAGUAGAAAAUGUAUACGCUAUAGCCUUGUCGGGACGUUGAGCAGAACAGGUAAAUCUCGAUGGGCGAUGUAUGUCACCAAAUACCAAUGAGCAGUGGUUAUUAAUGUCUUUGACGUUUCGUUUGUCGUCGUUCAACGACUCAUGUCCGAAGACAUGAACAUAAUAUUGUAGUGUAAACAUAAAGUGUAAGGAAUGCGAUAUCGUUUUAAGACCAGUGUUGAAAACUGUUUUGUAAAAGUUCUCAUCUAUCAUCAUUUUAUCUAGUAUCUACAUAAUUAUCGUGCCAGUUAUUUAAUGGAUAUAUUAAAUUGCAAAUUUGCACAUCUAGGUAAAUCUAAUUUAAAUAACUCACAUAUUCGCGUUUAUUAUUAAAAUUGAUCUAGUAGAGUACUAUUUAAAUGGUAGGUACUUGAAGUAUUUUGCAUACCUAUUUAAUAAUGUCAAGAUUACGAUGUCAAAGAUACGUUUGAGAUAUUCGUCAUACGGAUUUGGAACCAAAAACACAUACUAAAAUAAUAAAAUUACGAUUUCGUCCAAUUUCAGUUUUUUAUUUCUUCGUAAUUUUACAAUAAUUAUUGGUUCUUAAAUGUCUAUAAAAUUACACCAGAUUCACGAUUUCUUACUAUAAUAAUGAUGAUAGAUUUUUUAAUUUUUUUUUUCUACAAUUUUAAGCGAUUAAAAUGAAUUUAGAAUUAGAACUUUUUAAAUUCUAAAAUAGUCGAUUUUUGGAUUAAGCCCUGGGCAUUUCAUAUAAUGUCAAGUACGUAAUUUCAACUAUAUUGAAAUAAUAACAAAAUAAAUUGAUUUUACCUACCAAAUCGCCUAGAUGAAAGUGAGAUAAUAAUAUUAUCCGCAUAUCGAUAAAUCUACGACGUACAAUAAUAUUAUCUGUAUCCUAUCCAAACGACAUUUUUGUAGUCUAUUCUCAACGGUGUGUACUAUGAAAGACUCGUUCGUGUAUAAACUAAUAUAUAUAGUGGUAUGCGUAUUAUCAUAUCCGACAUAAUUCACAUCAUCGUCCACCGGGUUUACAGGUAAACCAUCGUAUCGUUAUAAUACGUUGGCUUAUCCACCCCAUAAUUCAUGUCCGGACAAUGGAAACAUCUCAGCUGCAAUUCACGUUGCCAAAAACUUUCGGACGUAGUAUAUUAUCCUUCUGUUUCAUAGUUUGUCCGUGACGCGCUAUAUUUUUUACAGGUCUUGCCAUAUUAUAAUAUACAUGUACGUCUUAGGGUGCGCACACUCCGCGCGAGCUACUUUAAAAUAAAUCGAUGUAUCGUACAUGUUAUUAUCUAGAUCGGUGUAUAUAAUGUGUCCCUUAUUUUUUACACCCACAUCAAUCCACCGCCAACAACAAAUCCACUCGCCAGACGAGGAGCGCGUAACGACGCGUGACCCGACGUGCCCUGUCCGCACACACGCACGACACGGCACUCCGCUUUUUAGGAUACAAUACGUCAACGUAAUUCGCGUAUAUUACCAGCGCCUACACAAUACGGUACUCGCGAUACCGCACAUCGAUAACGCUCACGUAAAAAAUAUGUGGGCACACAGAUCGUUAUACUAUACGAAACAAUAUUUUUUCCUCGACUGUUUUUUUAUAUACGCUUUUCGGGGCAACUAGUCGACGAGUCUGUAGAGCCAAACGAAAACCCUGUGAAAUAGUCGUACCGAAGGUUUUUCUCAAAGGUGUGUAUGUAUGUGUGUGUGUGUGUGUGUGAGUGUGUGCCCGACCGUAUCGAUAAGACGUAAAUACAUUUACAAUGUAUAAAAUAUAUUAUUAUAUUAAUUUUUUUAAAAAAAAAAAAAAAAAAAACAUUAUUAUACGAAAUACACAGGCAUAUCACAACUUAUCGUUUUUGAGACCUCUCCGCCCACUCGCCUGAUAAUGAACGAUUAUUAUUAUAAAUUCUAUCGCCGUUUGAUAGAAUUUUGUAAUGAUAAUAUAUUGGCCACAUCGACUCGAUUUACUAUUUGAAACUAGAGUACCUAUAUGGCAUUUUUAUGAAUAGAUUAUUAAUACUUUUAUAUAUUGUGUAGCGCAAAUUAGCAUUGUAUAUUUAUAAGUCGUAUAUUAUAUUAUAAUUAUUCAUAAUAUUAUUAUAAUUAAAUAUUGCAAUGUGAAUACAAUUAUAGUACGUAAGACGUAACUCGUCGUGUAACCAAAUUUUAAUUAUGUUCUUGCGAUUUGUGAAUUUUUUCAUGAUAUUUUUUAUGUACAUUGUCUUUAGAAUUUUACUUAUAUAUCAAUGUAAUACGUUUUUACUAUAUCACAACAGGUUUUGUGAAUAUCUAACACAAAAAAAGCGUCUAUAGAAAUCUAUAUUCGGAAAAAUCUACUAGGUCCUGCGUAAAUAUGUGAUUUACAAUAUAUACAAUUUGUAUGGUUUUUUGUACAUUUUUUUUUUAUUACUUUUUAUUCUUUCAAAAAUGUAAAUAUGGAUUUUUCUAGAUUUAUGUUAUACGCUGGUCAAGGAUAAUGUUGUAAUACUUUAAUUUAUUGAUUAUUUCUACAGAUGUUUUUUUGUGUAAUUUUCGUUACUAAAAUUAAUUUUAUAAUUAAUAACCGUUCGUAUGACGUCCCGAUUUUGAGUUUAUAUAUUUUUACCGUCCAAUAUAUUAGUUAAGUUUGUUAUUUACCAAAUUACUCGUAUCAGUGAAAUUAACCGUUGUGAACUGUUCGAAUCCCUCCCCGAAAUUGUGCGAACUCCUAAAGUCGCUAUUAAAUAUCGAUGUAUUAUUGUUGUUAUUAUUAUUUUUACUUAUUCUCUGAGCUGUACUCAAAAUUAUAUUAAAUUUCAUCUCAGUCGCGUUGUUUUCGUCCGUCUAAGUGUAUCCGUCCAGUUGUUUAUGUUAUUGCAGCAUAGCUGUUCCAUAACAUAUUUUCGUCCGAUAUUAAUUAAGUAUCGCUGAAAAUAAACAGAAUACUCUUUGGCAUUCGCGUGGUCCUUGCUUUGUAUCAUAAUAAUUAUACAUAGAUUUUUGAUUUAUUUUCUUUAGAUCUGUGUAUUUCAAUAAACAGAAAAAUUAAAACUGUGUA